Molecule: messenger RNA, 750 nt
Organism: Emiliania huxleyi CCMP1516
Lineage: Eukaryota; Haptophyta; Isochrysidales; Noelaerhabdaceae
Exons: 9
Coding region: 1-750 (249 amino acids)
Molecular function (GO): oxidoreductase activity; zinc ion binding
Source: RefSeq, a predicted model, not a curated record
AUGGCGACGCGGCCGGGGGCGAGGCGGCGGGGCGAGCUUACCGGCAAGGGCGAGAAGGGGGAGCGGGCGCGCAUCACGUGGCUGGCGUGCGAUUUGUGCGACAAGUGGCGGCGCGUCGGGCUGGCGAAGAGCUCCGCUGUCCCCGAUCGGUGGACGUGCGCCGAGAACGGCGACGCGCGCUACGCGUCGUGCGACAUCGACCGGUUGCUCGGCCUCGCCGACACGCCCGACAAGCCGUGCCCAGCCGCGGCGGCGGCGGUGGCGAGGCCGGCGGAUGAGGUUCCCGGCCGCGGCGCCUCCCUCGGCGAGGUGCUCGAGGGGCUCGUCGCGGCGUCGGAUGCGUCGCCCGAGGAGGCGCGGGCGGUGCAGUGGCAUCUGGCGCGGGCGGUGCAGUGGCAUCUGGCGAACCUCGAGUACGGCUGCGCCGCGUCGCUCGGCAACGUCUCUCUAGCGUGGUGGGACCAGGCAAACCAAUUAAUCGAAUUCGCCCCGCUGGCAAGCAGUAGCCACCUAGUUCACGACGACGAGCAUACCCUCACCGGCGACCACGCCGUCGUCAGCGACGGGUUCGGCCGCAUGGUGGGACGGGGGCUGGCCGCGUACUCCGAGGUGCUGCUGCAGCGCGAGGUGUCUCUGGUCGAGCACGGCGACUGGGGCGCGCGCGUGCACACCAAGGCGGGCGGCGAGGGCUUGGUCGCCGACGCCGUGCUGGUCACGGUCCCGCUGGGCGUGCUCAAGGCCAAGACCUAA